AACAAUUGGACCAAGUAAAUAUUCUGCGUUUACCCGAAAAUCUAGAAAACGUGGAAGAAAAUAUCUCUUCACAAGAAGCAAACAAAAAUAGUGAAUCAAUUUCCUGUGACGCUACACAAGAGGAUACUGAUUUCAUAAACAAGGUACUGGAAACAUCAACGGAAAACGUGGCAGAAAGUAUUCAAGUUUCUGAUGUACAGCCCUCCAUUGAUGAUGUUCAUGCAUCUCAACCGUCAGAAGUUGAACUUGUAGUUUGUGAAGAUGAUGAAAAUAUCAUCAAAACGAUAAAUAAACGAGCAGAUGAUGAAGAAAAUGGAGGAUCACCGUGUGACACAGAUACUGUGAAUAUCGACCGUGUGCAAAAAACGGACACAGAAGAAAACAAUGUCGCUCCCGUGAAUGCUCCAAAUAAUGAACCAGCCAGCUCUGCAAUCAAAUUAUCUACCAAUUCAAAUGAUAACAAUGAUGCAAUGAAAUUGCCAUCUCAAUGUAGCAACUGGAAGGAUAGGCGACAAAAAAUUUCCAUGAUUACACACGAAGAAUAUCAUUUGAAUCCUAUAUCAUACAUAAGAAUGGAACUUCCAAUUGUCACAGCUGAAAUUAUCACAACACACGAUACAGAUAGCCAAUGCUUCAUUCAUCCAAAUUCGGGUAAAAUUCUUCUAGAUAAUGCUGAUUCACAAACAGAAGAAGUUAUUAGCAUAGAACCAUCCAUCUUGGAAGAGCAACAUAUUGCAACAGAAGUUUCUGUUCUUGAUCCCAACAUUGAAACUUCAAUGCAAUCUAAAUCAUCUUCUGUACUAGUCAAACAGUCGUCCACGACUGAGCAUAAAAAUUAUUCAGAAGCUUUAUUGACUUCAGACUCUAUGAACAUCAGUAAAGAAUUUGCAACUACUACUUCAAAUUGUGUUUACAAGACAACAACAAUUAUCUACGGAGCAUCUUCUCAUCAACAUGUAAUAGAGGAACACUACACUCACCCCUUGAUUGUUGAGCAAAUUGUGAGAGAUGUAGACACUCACCCAGAACAAUCGCUCACAACGCUAAAUGAUGUCGAAAGUGAUCUGACGACUUCACUUGGGCCUAUGUGUGGUAGAAACAUUGAAUCACAAAACGAGAUAAACAUUUCUACAGAUGAAAUCGUAAACGAUGAGGAGAACGUUCUUAUUAGAACCAGAAAUGAAUCGUUAUUGCGCGAUGAUGUAUUAGAUCAUUUCAUAUUUCCAGAAGAAUAUACAAAGACAAUUUAUCUGGAAACUCCUGAUGAAGAAGCAUCUGAAAACUCUGAAAAGGACAAAAUGAGCGACGAAGAGAACCUUCUUAUCAAAAUGAAAUUCGAAUCUGAGGAAAAUGACAAAGAUAUUGUACCGGCAAAAGAUACUUCAGGUCAUGAAAUUUCUCAAUAUGAUACAGUCAGUAAAGACUUCUCACUUUCACAUCAAUUACAAGUUAUAACAUCAUCAGACCAUAGUGAACCAGAAAAAGGACUAACGUUUGUUACACCAGCAGUUUCAGUAAGCGCUGAAAAAAUAGAAAAUAUACCCGAAUAUGAAUCCAAUAUCUCGAGCCAAGCUGAUGCAGGAUUAGGUCAUACAUACAAUAUUCAAGAAUCUGUCGACCAUCAAACUAAUCCCUUGAUUUUUGAGCAUCCAAUUUCGGAUUUGCAAAUUCAGUCAACAAAUAUCUCAAACAAUGCGGAACUGCAACUCCAUACACAAUCAGAAACUAUACCAUUAGCACUAAAAGAUGUUCAAAAUAGUAUAACAACGACCACAAUUUUUCUCACCUCUAUGGAUAAUUCUGCCACACGUGAAGCCUCUGAACUAAUCAACCAAGACGAUACAGAUGCACUUUUGAAUAAACCAAUAGAUGAUGAAGAGAUUGCGCUUAUUAAGAUGAGAGAAAAAUCAUUCUUGCAAGAUGAUACAUCUACUGUUCGGGCAUUAAAUGAACAAGUGGAAAUGGCUGCUAAUGCAAUACCGGAGUUCUCAGAAAAAUCCGCCUCACAACUUCAAAAUAUUCUUUGCCAAGAAACUCCUAAUAAUGAAACUGACACAGUGAAGCAAAUUGAAGCAAUUAAUGGCAAUGAUCAACUUCUUUCAAGAAAAGAGCCUGAAAAAAGUGAAACAGAUGUAGUUGAAAUUCUUGAUACAAAUGAUGAUGACGCUUGUCAGCAAUCAGCACCAAGUGCAAUUGAAGAUGAAAAGGAAAGUAUGCUACAAGCAGAAAAAAAUAGUGAAACUCAUUCAUGCGAAUCAGUAAACGAGACUACUGAUUUUCCAGGCAUGGCACUGGAAGCAGAAACGAUGAAUGCAUCAGGAUCUAUCGAUGUUUCUGAUGUACAAUCUUGUGAUGACAUUGUUCAUACAUCCCAGACGCUUACAAUGCAAGUUGUACAUGGUGCAGAAAACGACGAAAAAACUAGAGAAGAAGAAGAUCAAGAAGAGAAUGUCUUACUUGAGAUGAGAGAACAGUCUUACAUAGAGCCAUCAAAUCAUCAAGAACAAGCUGAAAAAUGGAACCCAGUAAUUGUUCUGCAAGAAGAGCAAAAUGAGGUUGAGGAACGCAGAGAAAAGCCUGAAGAAGAGAGCAAAACCUCUCUUGAUAAUGUGUCUGAUCGUUUUGAAGUUGAUCAUCUACCCAGAGAUGAAAUUUUCAAUGACGAGGAAAAUAUUUCGGACAAAAUGCAAGAAACACAUGUGGAAGUAAAACCAACAAAUCAGACUUCCCUCUCUUUUGACAAACAACAACCACAAUUGCGUGAUGAUGAAGAAAAUGACGAAAAAACUAUAGAAGGUGUAGAUGAAGAAGAGAACGCAUUAGUUCAAAUGAGAGAUGAGUCUUUCUUGGAGGCUUUAGAUCUUCUGAAGCAUGGCGAACAUGGGGAUCAAGGAAGUAUUCUUCAUUUACCCGAAAAUCUAGAAAACGUGGAAGAAAAUAUCUUUUCACAAGAAGCAAACAGAAGUAGUGAACCAAUUUCCAGUGACGCUACACAAGAGGAUACUGAUUUCAUAAACAAACUGGAAACAUCAACUGAAAACAUGGCAGGAGGUAUUCAAGUUUCUGAUGUACAGCACUGUAUUGAUAAUGUUCAUACAUCUCAGUCGUCUGAAGUUGAACUUGUAAUUUGUGAAGACGAAGAAGAGAAUGUAUUAGUUAAAAUGAGAGAGGAGUCUUUUAUGGAGGCGUUAGAACAUGCUGAACAAUUGGAUCAAGUAAAUAUUCCGCGUUUACCCGAAAAUCUAGAAAACGUGGAAGAAAACAUCUCUUCCCAAGAAGCAAACAGAAAUAGUGAAUCAUUUUCCUGUGACGCUACACAAGAGGAUACGGAUAACAUAAACAAGACACUGGAAACAUCAUCGGAAAACGUGGCAGGAAGUAUUCAAGUAUCUGAUGUACAGCCCUGUAUUGAUAAUGUUUGUAUAUCUCAGUCAUCUGAAGUUGAACUUGCAAUUAGUGAAGAUGAAGAAGAGAAUGCAUUAGUUAAAAUGAGAGAGGAGUCUUUCAUGGAUGCGUUAGAUCAUCCAAAACAUGCUGAACAAUCAGACCAAGUAAAUAUUCUGCAUUUACCAGAAAAUCUAGAAAACGUGGAAGAAAAUAUCUUUUCCCAAGAAGCAAACAGAAUGAGUGAAUCAAUUUCCUGUGACGCUACACAAGAGGGUACUGAUUUCAUAAACAAGACACUGGAAACAUCGACUGGAAACGUGGCAGGAAGUAUUCAAGUUUCUGAUGUACAGCACUGUAUUGAUAAUGUUCAUACAUCUCAGCCGUCUGAAGCUGAACUUGUAAUUAGUGAAGAAGAUGAAAAUAUCAUCAAAACGAUAAAUAAACGAGAAGAUGAUGAAGAAAAUUCUUCAAUAAUAAUCAGGGAUGAGUUUAUUAUGGCGACAGCAGAUUAUCCAGAACUUGCUGAAAAAUUGGACCAAGCAGUUGUCCCACAAGAAGAUCUAAGUGCGGAGAAACAACAAACAAGUGAUACAUCUGAGAAAUUCGAAUGGGACAAAGCAUCUCUUGAUAAUGUAUCUGAUCAUAUUGACGCAGAUGAUAUUGUCAGUAACGAAGAAAUUGCUUUGUUAAAAAUGCAAGAAACAAGUGUUGAGUUAAAGACAACAACACAUGCAUCUCAAUCACUUGACACAGAGGAACAAAAUGUAUGUGAUGAAGUAACAAAUGAAGAAAAAUCUAGUGGACGUGAGGAUGAAGAAGAGAACGCUUUAAUUAAAAUGAGAGAUCAGUCUUUUAUGGCGGCAUCAGAUCAUUUGGAACAUGCUGAAAAUUUGGACUUAGUAAAUAUAAACGUAGAAGAAAAUAUCUCUUCGCAAGAAGCAAACAGAACGAAUGAAUCAAUUUCCUGUGAGGCUACUCAAAAGGAUCCCGAUUUCAUAAACAAGACACUGGAUACAUCAACGGAAAACGAGGCAGGAAAUAUUCAAGUAUCUGAUGUACAGCCCUGUAUUGAUAGCGUUCAUACAUCUCAGUCAUCUGAAUUAGAAUUUGUAAUUUGUACAGAUGAUGAAAAUAUCAAGACGUUAAAAGAACGAGAGGAUGAUGAAGAAAAUGCUUCAAUAAUAAUGAGAGAAAAGUCUACUAUGGAAAUAUCUGAUUAUCCUAAACUUGCUGAAAAUAUGCACCCAGUUACUAUCCUACAAGAAGAUCUAAGCAAGGAUAAACAACCCAUUGAUAGAUCUGAGAAACUCGAAGGGAAUAAAGCAUCUCUUGAUAAUGUAUCUGAUUGUAUUGGCGCAGAAUAUAGUUUUGUGAUGAUGCAGAUAACAACAAAAAAAUUAAAGAAGGUGAGGAUGAAGAAGAAAAAGCACUAA
This is a messenger RNA of Aedes albopictus (Asian tiger mosquito), 4820 nucleotides long. RefSeq lists its product as uncharacterized. The record is from RefSeq and is a predicted model, not a curated record. NCBI's taxonomy places the organism in Eukaryota, Metazoa, Arthropoda, Insecta, Diptera, Culicidae.